Molecule: messenger RNA, 1189 nt
Organism: Sesamum indicum (sesame)
Lineage: Eukaryota; Viridiplantae; Streptophyta; Magnoliopsida; Lamiales; Pedaliaceae
Product: Ribosomal protein L12 family protein
Biological process (GO): translation
Cellular component (GO): ribosome
Molecular function (GO): structural constituent of ribosome; mRNA binding
Source: RefSeq, a predicted model, not a curated record
ACUUGGCUUAAACCCAGUCCGGAUUCUCAUUGCUCAGAGUUGGAGGGUUUACAAGUUUCAGCAAAACCCCGAUCAUCGUCUUCGAUCCUUCGGACCCUCGGAAGCCUCAAAUUGUGUCACCUUUGAGCUGUGAUUUACUGUUAUUAUUCAAUAAAGUACUGAUAUUUCUUUCGGCAAUGAGACAACAGUUCUCUCGUUUAGUUUCUCAAACCCUCACUCGGCUCCCAAGACCCAUUUCACCGAUUGGCCGAAUCGAAACCCCAGCAGGAAACCCUAAUUUGAUUCGAAAAUUCUCAGCUUCAGCUCAGGAAUCCAAGCCUGCACCAUCUGAACGGGUAUCUGGCAUCGUUGAUGAAAUUUCUGGUCUUACAUUGCUGGAAAUCUCGGAUUUAACGGAAGUUUUGAGGAAGAAAAUGGGGAUUGAGGAAAUGCCCAUGAUGGCAGUGAUGAUGCCUGGGAUGGGUUUUGCCCCUGGAAUGGCGGGAACGAAGGGGAAAGGAGGUGGAGGAGGCGCGGCGAAGGAGGAGGCAAAGCAGGAGAAGACGGCGUUUGAUUUGAAGCUGGAGGGAGGUUUUGAUGCGGCUGCCAAGAUUAAGAUUAUUAAGGAAGUUAGAGCUUGUACGGAUUUAGGGUUGAAGGAGGCCAAGGAUUUGGUGGAGAAAGCUCCAACCUUGUUGAAGAAAGGGGUGACGAAGGACGAGGCCGAGAAGAUCAUUGAGAAGAUGAAGGGAGUUGGGGCGAAAGUGAUCAUGGAGUGAGCCAUUCGCAACAAUAAUCAUAGAGCAAUCUGGGCUGCGAUUUCAUGCAGAACCCAUUAGGUGAUUUUACCAAUGUAUCACAUUGCAAGCAAAUUCAUGAGCGAAGAAGACUGGUGUGGGCUUUUCGACAAUCCACAGGAUGUUACAGGAUCUGCUUUUACAUAUCGAAUAACUUAGAUGUAUGACAUCCAACCUGUAAACACUUAGCUGCAGCUUCAUAUAUAAACUGCUCAUUUCACAUAUAUCAGUUCUUUAGAUCAAAAUGAACAAGUUCAUGGGUUUAUUUUUGUAGAACUAAUGAAUUACUUUCUGUUUACACUUAAGUUAGCUUCUUUCUUUGUUCCCCCUUUGUUCUUCAAUUUCCUACUCAGAGUUAAGUUGGUUGAUAUGAGUAACUUUGUUUUAAUACUGCUACAUCUAAUUAUACUAAU